GGACGUAAGAUGAAGAUUUUUUACUUUUAUCACCGAUCUAAGGUUUAGUUGCGAGGAAAAGUUCCUUGAGUUUAGAGAUCUAGCUUAUAGAGUAUCUUCGUCCUCUGCAACUCCUGCAUCCUCUGUCAGUAAGAACCUGUCAGCCUUGGCUCCUGUUGCUGUGCUGAACCUACCCGGUCCUCACCAAGCGCACUUACUCUACCCCCUCCCCCCAGCCUACUCCGGCCCUCGCUUUCCAGCAUCCCAUGCCGGUAUAGGGGUCCGCUUCUAUAUUCUACUCUCUCAAGUACCUACACAGUCUCACUCGCUUCACAGCCAUCAUGGGGCGCGGGGCAGCUCCUAAGAAGAAGGAAAGAAAUUUGAACGACCUAAAGCAGGAGCUUGAGAUCGAUGUUCACAAGAUCUCCCAAGAUGAAAUCCUUAAAAGAUUUGGAACCAGCCUUGAAAACGGUCUCACCCUUGACCAGGUUAAGAAGAAGCAAGAAGAAUAUGGUCUAAAUCAGCUGACCCCUCCUCCCACUACCCCAGAAUGGAUCAAGUUCUGCAAGAACUUAUUCUCUGGGUUCGCUAUGCUGCUCUGGUUGGGAGCUAUUCUCUGUUUUGUUGCCUACACUAUUCAGGCGACAAACUUCGAGGAGCCUCCAGAUGAUAACCUGUACCUUGGUGUUGUACUUACUGCUGUUGUAACUGUGACCGGCGUGUUCUCCUACUACCAGGAGUCCAAAUCUGCUAAAAUUAUGGAAUCCUUCAAGAACUUGGUUCCCCAGUACGCUCUUGUCCGCAGGGGUGGGGAGAAACUUAACAUUGAAGCCAAAGACCUCACCAUCGGAGAUAUUGUUGAAGUCAAAUUUGGUGACAGACUUCCGGCAGAUGUAAGAGUUUUAGAGGCCAGAGGUUUCAAAGUCGACAAUUCCUCCCUGACUGGAGAAUCUGAACCCUGCUCCAGGUCCCCUGAAUUCACUCAUGAGAAUCCUCUUGAAACUAAGAACUUAGCUUUCUUCUCCACCAACGCUGUUGAAGGAACCUGUGUCGGAGUUGUCGUCCACAUUGGAGACAACACUGUUAUGGGACGUAUUGCUGGACUUGCCUCAGGAUUGGAUACUGGAGAGACCCCCAUUGCCAAAGAGAUUGGACAUUUCAUUCACUUGAUCACCGGAGUCGCUGUUUUCCUUGGAGUUACUUUCUUCAUCAUUGCCUUCAUCCUUGGAUACCAUUGGUUGGAUGCUGUCAUCUUCCUUAUUGGUAUCAUUGUAGCUAAUGUACCUGAAGGUCUUCUUGCCACUGUUACUGUGUGCCUUACCCUCACUGCCAAGAGAAUGGCCUCCAAGAACUGUCUGGUUAAGAAUCUCGAGGCUGUCGAGACCCUAGGAUCUACAUCCACCAUCUGCUCCGACAAGACCGGAACCCUGACCCAGAACAGAAUGACCGUUGCUCACAUGUGGUUUGACAACAAGAUCCACGAAGCUGAUACCUCGGAGGAUCAGUCCGGAAACGCCUUUAACAAGAACGCCCCCGGAUGGAAAACUCUUGAGAGAGUUGGUGCUCUUUGCAACAGGGCUGAGUUCAAGUCUGGACAAGAUAAUGUUCCAAUCUUGAAGAGAGAAGUCAACGGUGAUGCCUCUGAAGCUGCCAUUCUCAAGUGUACCGAACUAUCCAAGGGAAAUAUUAUCCAGUACCGUAAUGCUAACAAGAAGGUUUGUGAGAUUCCUUUCAACUCUUCCAACAAGUUCCAGGUUUCUAUUCACGAACAGGAAGACAAGAAUGACCAGAGAUAUCUCCUGGUCAUGAAGGGAGCACCUGAGAGAAUCCUUGAGAGAUGCAGCACCAUCAUCAUUGACGGAACCGAGAGGGAACUGAACCAAGAAUGGCAAGAUUCUUUCAACAAUGCCUACAUGGAGCUUGGAGGACUUGGAGAGCGAGUUCUUGGAUUCUGUGACAUGCUUCUCCCCGCUGACAAGUACCCUCGUGGAUAUCCCUUUGAUGCUGAUGAAGAAAACUUUCCCUUAGAAGGACUUAGGUUCGUUGGACUCAUGUCUAUGAUUGACCCUCCCAGAGCUGCUGUACCUGAUGCUGUCGCUAAGUGCAGAUCUGCCGGUAUCAAGGUUAUCAUGGUUACUGGUGACCACCCCAUCACUGCCAAGGCCAUUGCCAAGUCUGUUGGUAUCAUUUCUGACGGACAGGAGACUGUUGAUGAUAUUGCCGAACGUCUGAACAUCGAUGUGAGCAAGGUUAACCCAAGAGAUGCCAAAGCUGCUGUUGUCCACGGUGGAGAACUGAAGGACAUGUCUGAGAAGGCCCUUGAUGAUCUCCUCAUGUACCACACUGAAAUUGUAUUUGCUAGAACCUCUCCUCAACAGAAAUUGAUCAUUGUUGAAGGUUGCCAGAGAAUGGGAGCUAUUGUUGCUGUCACUGGUGACGGUGUCAAUGACUCUCCUGCCCUGAAGAAGGCUGAUAUUGGAGUUGCUAUGGGAAUUGCUGGAUCUGAUGUGUCCAAGCAGGCUGCUGACAUGAUCUUGCUCGACGACAACUUUGCCUCCAUUGUUACCGGAGUUGAAGAGGGCCGUCUUAUCUUCGACAACUUGAAGAAGUCCAUCGCUUACACCUUGACCUCCAACAUCCCCGAGAUCUCACCCUUUCUCCUCUUCAUCUUGGCUGAUGUUCCACUACCCCUUGGAACCGUCACAAUCCUGUGUAUUGAUCUGGGAACUGACAUGGUCCCCGCUAUCUCCAUGGCUUACGAACAGGCUGAGUCUGACAUCAUGAAGCGUCAGCCCAGAAACCCCUUCACAGACAAACUUGUGAACGAACGCCUGAUCUCCAUGGCCUACGGUCAGAUUGGUAUGAUCCAGGCUUCCGCUGGAUUUUUUGUCUACUUUGUCAUCCUUUGCGAGAACGGUUUCUGGCCCAGCCAUCUUCUGGGACUCAGAAGAGCAUGGGACUCCGUUGCAGUCAACGAUUUGGAGGAUUCCUAUGGUCAGGAGUGGACCUACAAGGAUAGAAAGGUCCUUGAGUACACUUGCCAUACUGCCUUCUUCGUGUCCAUCGUCAUUGUACAGUGGGCUGAUCUCAUCAUCUGUAAGACCAGGAAGAACUCUGUGUUCCAACAGGGAAUGAAGAACUGGUUCAUGAACUUUGGUCUUGUCUUCGAAACCCUCUUGGCCGCUUUCUUGUCCUACACCCCUGGCAUGGACAAGGGAUUGAGAAUGUACCCUCUGAAGUUCAACUGGUGGCUCCCAGCUCUCCCCUUCUCCCUCAUCAUCUUCAUUUACGAUGAGAGCAGAAAGUUCCUUCUGAGACGUAACCCCGGAGGAUGGAUCGAGCAAGAAACUUAUUAUUAAAGACAACUGGUUAUCCGGAGGUUCUAAUCUCUGACCUUGCAUAUCGAAAGAACUUUUACGUUCUGUAGUUUAUUGUAGUAGACACAAGUACAAAGUUUGUGCUGUUUCUUUAAUAUUAUUUAAAAUAAAAUAAUAAUCUGGAGGGUCAGUUGAUAUUUAAGGAGUUAUUGUUAAACCUGUACAGUUCCAUACAAUAUGUUCUAAAUGAUCAUUUAUUUGAUUCAAGAGUUAUUUUUUCAUAGAUAUGAAUAAAGUAUGGAUUUUUAAA
This is a messenger RNA of Eurytemora carolleeae, 3606 nucleotides long. Its product is annotated as sodium/potassium-transporting ATPase subunit alpha. Bases 321 to 3338 code for a protein of 1005 amino acids. The transcript is spliced from 4 exons. Gene Ontology annotation, molecular function: ATP hydrolysis activity; ATP binding; P-type sodium:potassium-exchanging transporter activity. Gene Ontology annotation, cellular component: membrane. The record is from RefSeq and is a predicted model, not a curated record. Gene Ontology annotation, biological process: sodium ion export across plasma membrane; proton transmembrane transport; intracellular potassium ion homeostasis. Lineage: Eukaryota; Metazoa; Arthropoda; Copepoda; Calanoida; Temoridae.